This is a messenger RNA of Scylla paramamosain (green mud crab), 5205 nucleotides long. RefSeq names its product syntaxin-1A-like (gene Syx1A). Bases 265 to 1146 code for a protein of 293 amino acids. Gene Ontology annotation, cellular component: plasma membrane; synaptic vesicle; endomembrane system. Gene Ontology annotation, biological process: synaptic vesicle fusion to presynaptic active zone membrane; exocytosis; intracellular protein transport. Gene Ontology annotation, molecular function: SNARE binding; SNAP receptor activity. The record is from RefSeq and is a predicted model, not a curated record. The transcript is spliced from 9 exons. Lineage: Eukaryota; Metazoa; Arthropoda; Malacostraca; Decapoda; Portunidae.
UCGAGACAGGGGCGGCAGGGAGGACAGAAUAAGGCAAGGGGUGGGGAGGGCGGCGCGGUAGCAAGGCGUGUGUGGCGCGAGGUGGCAAGAACAUGCGUGCGCAGACGAGCAUGGGAAGUCACUCUUGUUUUGGGAGUAUCGAUUUUUGGCCAGUGUUCAGUUGGAUACUGUUCAUGCCACGAGUGGAAUAUGUAUCUUAGUGUUUCCCCGUGAUCUUGUCGUCUGCAGCUGUGUUACUGAGGCCGCCUCCUCCCCUCCACCACCAUGACUAAGGACAGACUUGCCGCGUUGAGAGCAGCGCAGAGUGAUGAAGAUGAUGUCGGGCCUGACGAUGUUGCCGUCAACGUGGAUGGCAACGUGGGGUACAUGGAUGACUUCUUCAACGAGGUGGAGGAGAUACGAGAGAUGAUAGAGAAGAUUCAAAACAAUGUAGAAGAGGUUAAGAAGAAGCACAGUGAGAUUCUAUCCGCCCCUCAAACAGACGAGAAGGUGAAGCAGGAGCUCGAUGACAUGAUGACUGACAUCAAGAAGACUGCUAACAGAGUCCGAGCUAAACUUAAAGUCAUUGAACAGAACAUCGAAUCUGAGGAGCAUGUGAGCAAGGCCAGUGCAGACCUCAGGAUAAAGAAGACACAACAUUCCACUCUCAGCCGCAAAUUUGUGGAGGUGAUGACUGAGUACAACCGCACACAGACUGACUACCGUGAGCGCUGCAAGGGAAGGAUACAGAGACAGCUGGAAAUCACGGGACGCAACACCACCAGUGAAGAGCUGGAGGACAUGCUGGAGCAGGGCAACCCAGCGGUCUUCACACAGGGGAUUAUCAUGGAGACUCAGCAGGCCAAACAGACCUUGGCGGACAUCGAGGCUCGACAUGAAGACAUUGUCAAACUGGAGACUUCAAUCAGGGAGCUCCAUGACAUGUUCAUGGACAUGGCGAUGCUUGUGGAGAGUCAGGGUGAACUGAUGAAUAGGAUUGAGAAUCACGUACAGGAAGCUCAGGACUAUGUGGACACAGCCAAACAGGACACUAAGAAAGCCAUCAGAUACCAAAGCAAGGCCAGAAGGAAGAAAAUUAUGAUCAUCAUAUGUUUUAUAGUUUUGUUACUUGUUCUUAUUCUCAUCCUCGGAUUGACUGUAAUGUAGUAGCGUUGUGCGGGUGUGGUAGAGGUGUGGGCCCUCCUGCCAGGUGUGUGCAGGUGUGUCUUGGGGUAUCAGGUGUGGAGAUGGGCCUUGCAGGGUUGUAACCAGCCUCAUAAAGUAGUGGUGCAGUGUCAGGCUUUGAGUCAUGGUAGGUUUGGAGCCUCACAGGUGUGGCAUGAAUCCUUAGCAUGUGGUGUGGGGACCAGGGUGGUGUGCAGGUGUGGCUCUGGCUUGUCACAUAUGGCUGGGUAGCAUGGCAGGUGUGGGGAGAGGAUUUAUGCCUGAAUAAGGCUUGGAGUGUUGCAUUGAGAGGUUGUGUGAAUGUGCAGGUGGACUAAGAGAGAGAGGAGAGAAAGAAGAGAGAGAGAGAGAGAGAGAGAGAGAGAGAGAGAGAGAGAGAGAGAGAGAGAGAGAGAGGACUUGGUAUAUAGGAAUUGAAUGUCACUCAGUCCCUUACACAAUGCCACUAAUGCUGUGAGGGAGAGGCAGGCAAGGAGAAAAGUGUCUGAUUGCAUUGGUUAGCAGAAGAGACAAGUUUGAGCAUGUUGAGUUGAGUUGUUGUAAAGACAUUAAUAUUUGUUAAUAUUUGUUAAGUGUUGAGGUUUUGUGUCCUCCACUGUUUUAUCAUUGUGUUCAUUUUAGCAUUAGAUCGACAGGCAGCCUUUUUUUGUUAUUGUUUUUUGGUGAUUCUUUAUAUGUGUAUUUAUUCCCAACCGUGGAUGAUGUAUAUGAAGAUGAAAGGGAGUGUGGGAUUGGAGGGAUUAAUUUGUAGUGUGAGAAACGUAAUGCAGCUUUGGAUAAAGCAAGAUAGAAAAGUACAAGAGGGUUUUAAAAUUAGGUGAUACACUUUUAUGUAAACUUCUUCUAAGUAAAUUCCAUCUUUGAAGAUUCCUCCAUGAAAAUUCCCUAAAAAUAAUUUCCUGAAACUAAUAUGAUUUAUCCACUGGGAAAUUAUUUUUGGGGAAAUCGUAUGGGUGAAUGUUCAUAAGGGAAAUUAACUGUAGGGGAUAUUUACAAAAUAUGAGGUUACACACAUGUGCCAAACAGUGCAGCAGACACCCUCCCCACACCCAAGAGUGGAGGGAGGAGGAGGGGCGGGUGUCACACUCACUCUAGACUAGACAAUGGGAAGAUUAACACAAAUAUAGAAGUGAAAAAAAAAAAAGAGAGAGAACUGAAUUAUAAGAGAAAGUUUAAGGGAAAAAACAAAAAAAAAUUAUUAUCAGAGAAACAAAUAUUCAAGAGAGGAGAAAAUAAUUACACAAAUGAUUAAAAUAGGCUUGGAAAGAAAGUACAUACAUAAACCUUAGCAUUAGUUAUGGAAGGAGUACAGAGUUGGUUAGAGUUAAACUUUUUCCCUCUUGUCUUUAAUUUAUUUAGUCAAUUAUGAUUAGUGUGUUUUUUGUACAUAUUGUUUUCCUGUGAUGGGUGGAGAUGACUGGCGUGGUAGGAACAGAGGGGAAGAUAGAGGAGGAAAUUGGUCGGGGCCUGCAUGGUGCAUCUUCAGAACUGGUUGUGUGACAGCUUAAUGUUUUCAUACUUGUGCCUUUUUGUAGAUAUAGCCAAAGGUACACUCAACCCUUCACUACCACAGCCACAGACAGUUACUUUUACUUAAUCUCUCGUGUCUCUCGUUCUGGCGUCCCCCAAGUUUAUCAUUACGUACUUCUGUGGUUAUUGUCAUUGGGUACCCUUAUUAUUGUCAGACGUGCGUCGAGGGUGUUGUCUGUCGCACACACUUUGCUGAAAUGAGUGUUAGUUUUGAGCGUUCAGUUGUGUGGUGUGUUUCGUGAUUGAGUGCAGCAGGUUCUGAGUGGAUCUUUUAUUUCUCAUGAGCUGGAGGGAAGAGUUUGCAGUGAAAUUUAUCAUACAGAGGUUCUGAGGAAGAUUUUUUAGUUUGUUGUGAAAGUUUAGUGGAAUAUUUUGAGGUUAGCUUUGUUUUAUUUCCUUUCCUCUCCCUCAUGUCCUGAAUCCUCACAUCCACCAAACUAUGAGAAUUAUAGCUAAAAUCCAUGGUGAAGUUCCUGGUUAAAAGAUUAUCAUUAUUAGUGCACACGACAUGACUACACUCCAUGCCAAGGCUACCAAUGUAAUAUCCCACUAGCUGAGAACACACAAACAGUAAUGCUGCCCCAGACUGAUGCUCUUACCCACUGCCUGGUCCAGCUGUUUGUUUUCAGACAUAUGACAAACUGACCUUAUAGAGUGCAAAAUUUAUUCACAAUAAUUUUGAAAAACAUAUUGGGAAAAUUUUUGGAAUCUUCAUAAUAGUGAUAAGAGUAAUAAUAAUAAUAGUAAUGAUAAUUCAGUAUGUUAACCUUUAGUUAUUUAUAAGAUGCUGGAUUAUAAGAGAAGAUUUGGUAAGAAUAUUAAGUCAGUUUGUCAUACACCUAAAAAGAAAAUGUGAAUAAUUAAGUCAUUCAGUGGACAGGAGUGUGGGUGAGUGGCAGUGUCACCACGUCAGUGAGUCACCUGGUGGAGAGACAACAUUGUGAGAGUUAGAGUGAUGGAAUGUAGUGGAGAUUGAUGAGUAAAGGAAACCAGGGUAAGGGUGACUCAAUCCUUACCCUGAUAUUCCUUGCCUGUCAACUAUCAUCAUCACCAACAUCAUGAAGCAGAAACCAUCCCCUGACAAAACAUCCUCUGACUUGUUCUACCAUGUUCUAUGCUCUGCUGCCUCACAUCAUGACUCUUGAUCCUGAUCUUUAUACCACAAGUGGCAUCCAGACAAGACAGGUGAAUUGCAGUGUGAGAAUGAGUUAUGUUCCUUUAAAACUGUACAUAAAUUGGGAUCACUUAAGUUGAUUUUUAUUUUCUUAAUGCAAUUAUAAUGUUUUUUUAUGGUAAUUUUUUUUUUUUUUUUUUUUUUUUUUAUAAAUGAGAAUUCUGUAUAUUCCUUAAAGAUUACGCAUUCAUAAAUCAAAGAACAAAGUAAUUUUAGUCAUGACCUUGAAAACUCACAAAUCAUACACUGAUUUGCACUGCAGUUCACCUGCACUUUAUUUACAAUGUCAGUGAAGCAUCAGCGUAACACCACCACAUCACCAGGUAAAUACAUAAACACAAUCCACUAUCCAUGUCAUCACAAAUAACACUCCACUGAUCCGCACAUCAUCCACCCACCAGCAGUUCUUCCACACAGUCCCAGGUGCUUGCAGUGUGAUAGGGACACUGUGUCUUGGCCCAGCAGUGGCAGGUCACAGAAGCACAAAGGUUGCAGGGCGGUCAAGGUGCUGGGCUGUGCUGAUUUAGUUUGCUGUCAGGACUUACCUACUGUUCCUUGUCUCUGUUAGGUUAUGUUAUGUUAUGCUAUGGAGGUCAAGGCUUAGAUGUGAGGUUACCUGGUGCAUUUUAUUUGUUUUACGUCUUUUCUGUAAUUUACGUUGUUUGAAAUAGUUCUUUGAUGGUUUUUACUAGCACAGUCCUCGUUAGUUUGAAUAUGUAAUGUUUAAAUGAAGGUAGCAUUUCUGUUUGUUAUUGUUAUUGUUAUUAUUAUUAUCAUGUCUUAUUUAAUGCUAGUUCUAGUCUGGGAUGUUUCAAAAUAUGUUCUAGUUUCCCUUUCUCUUCUUGUUUGUUGAUUGACAGUUGAGUUUCAUGGUUUAGCUCUUUCAUCUGACUAUUGCUAUUGUCUGUUUCUCCAUUAUUUGUCCUUUAUUCUACUUCUAUCAUCAGAUGCAUACAAGAUAACACACACACACACACACACACACACACACACACACACACACACACACACACACAAUUUGCUUAUGUUUAUGGAGAAGGGGAAGAAAAGAGAUAUUGUCCAGAAUCUGUGGGACUUGACUGGGUUGGGAAACUGGCUGGCUAGCUAAUUAGCUGAUCAGAUGAUUCUUCAGCUAAAUAACUGAGCAACUGGCUUUGCUAUAGGCUGGCCAGCUGUUUGGACUCAUGAUUGGCUAAUUGUCUGGCUGGAUGAAUGGUUGGCUAACUUGAUAGCUGGUUGGUUGGUUGACUGUGUAACUGGCUGGCUGGGAAACAGACUGGCUAACUAGCUGGUUGACUUACUGGUGGAUUGCUUGUGUGUCUAUGUAUGGAUCAUAU